AUGUCGAUUGAAGCAAAAGAUGAAAAUGUAUUUGAAAUAGUUUGGCUUGGAAAAUCAUCAGAUAAAAUAAUAUCAGAAAUGAAUAUUAGAAAUAAAUUUACAGAUGAUAAUCAAUUAAAAGAAUAUAUUAUUGAUAAAAACGAUUGUUCAAUAAUUGUUAUACUAUCGAGUAGUAUAUCAUUCGAUAUUAAAUCUUUAAUUCAAUAUCCACAAAUCUGUGCUAUUUAUGAUGAAAAAUUUGUUUGUUUGUAUUGUUUACCUCGAAUGAUAUCAUCAAUUGAUAUAUAUUUGAAAAAUCAACAACAAGAUAAAAUAAAAAAGAAAUGUGAACAAUCAUAUUUAUCUAAUAUAUUGUCGAUUGUUGGAAAGUAUUGGUUUCUUAUUGGUUUACUUAUAUCAAUAUUACUAGGAUAUUGUUUUCCAAAUGUUGGAAAAACAGGUGGUUAUAUUCGUUCAGAAUGGACUGUUAAAUAUGGUUGUAUUAUCUUUAUUUUCUUUCUUAGUGGUUUAUCUCUUCAAACAAGACAACUUACUAAAGAAAUAUUUCAUAUUCGUCUUCAUCUUUUUAUUCAAGUCUAUAGUUUUAUUAUAAUUCCAUUUCUAGUUUAUGCUUUAUCAUUAUUGUUAUCAAGAACAUCUAUGAACAAAAUAUUGAUAUUUGGUAUCAUUAUAAUGGCUUCAAUGUCAACAACAGGUUCUAGUAAUGUUAUUAUGACAAAAAAUGCAUUGGGAAAUGAAUAUGCUGCAUUAUUAAAUGCAAUAGUUGGCAAUAUUUUAGGUACUUUUAUUUCACCAGCUCUUCUAUUUGUUUUUAUGAAAAAUCCAAUAUUUGAUUUAUUAUCAAAAUCAAUUUAUGAACAAGAUAGAUUAAAUUAUAGUCAUGUUAUUAAAAAAUUAAGUUUAAUUAUAUUGCUUCCUUUAUUUCUUGGACAAAUAAUUCAUUUAUUAUGGACUAAAAAAAUAAUAUAUUUACGAGAUAAAUUUUAUUUUUCUCAAUUGAAUAGUGUAGCUUUAUUAAUUGUUGUAUGGUCAGUAUUUUCUACGGCUUUUUCCAAUCAAUCAUUUCAAACGAUGCAUAAAAAAGAUCUUCUCAUAUUAAUUCUUAUUGAUGCUUUCAUUUAUAUAUUAUUUUCAUUAUUAAUUUUUCUUAUAGCCAGACUACCUAUUCGAUAUUGGCAAUUCUCGGAAAAAGAUACUGUUGCAAUCUUGUUUUGUGCUUCUAUGAAAAGUUUAGCUAUGGGAAUUUCAUUAAUUAAUGCUUUAUAUGAUAAACAAUAUUCACAUAUAACUAGUCUACUUCCAUUACCAUUGAUUAUAUAUCAUGCUCUACAAUUAAUAAUAGGUGCUAUUCAGGGUAUAUUAUUGAAAAAUUGGAUCGAAAAAAAAUUCAAAAAAAAAUCAACAAAAACAUUAAAAGAUAAGAAUUAUAUUCAAUCUACCUAUGAAGAUAAGUUUAAAACAGACGAAUCCCAAACAAUAAAUGUAACAUGUUAG
Messenger RNA from Rotaria sp. Silwood1, 1494 nucleotides. The record is from the annotation of a GenBank genome assembly. NCBI's taxonomy places the organism in Eukaryota, Metazoa, Rotifera, Eurotatoria, Philodinida, Philodinidae.